This is a messenger RNA of Coffea eugenioides, 3636 nucleotides long. Its product is annotated as formin-like protein 5. The coding region runs from base 454 to 3210 and encodes 918 amino acids. Gene Ontology annotation, molecular function: actin filament binding. The record is from RefSeq and is a predicted model, not a curated record. NCBI's taxonomy places the organism in Eukaryota, Viridiplantae, Streptophyta, Magnoliopsida, Gentianales, Rubiaceae. Gene Ontology annotation, biological process: actin nucleation; actin cytoskeleton organization. The transcript has 8 exons.
AAUUCACUUUUGUUUCUCGGGAGGAAUUUUCCUUGGUCAACUCACGCGCUCUGCCACCGCCACCCCAUUGCUGUUUGUGUUUUUUCAGCUGCCUUCUGUGGUAGAUAAAUUUGGUCACAUUCGAUAAACCCCAUAGUAAUAAUUACCCCUUUUAGAUUUAUUGGUUCUUGGACGAGAACUCGAAUUCCUUAAAUAUUGGGCUUUGGCCUAAAAUUUGAAAGUGGGUCACCGAGAUUCUUGGUAAGAGGUCUAUGAUUGAAACAUUUGAGGGGUUGUAUUGAAAAAGUUGAAUUGGUUUUGUGGUAAAUGCUGUAAAGACUUGACCUUUGUCCCAAACUGGAGGAGAUUUCUGGUACAGGGUAUAAAAGAAGUGGUUUUUGUUCCUAAUCUGGGGUUGCUGGUUUGAUGAUAUGAGAAGGAGUGAAGGCAUUUGGGAUACUGAUUCAAGAACAAAUGGGAGUCAGAGGGGGGCUUGGUGUAAUUGCAUCUUUGGUUCUGCUUUUAGUUUUAAUUGCAACAUGUCUUGGAAGCAAGAAAGCUGCACCAGAAUCUUCACUUGCAAGUCUGGUCAACUUAAUGGAGAGGAAUCAGGAUGUGGCUGAGCUGUUGAUGGCAAACUGUAGGUUGGAGUUGAUGCGUGCCAAUGAAGCUGUUGAAGAGUCGAGUGAAGUUAUUGUGAAUGGUAGGUCAUUAGCCAAAUCAGAUGCACAGAAAUUUCUUACGGUGUUAAAUCCCAAGGUUGAGAGGACUCUUUUGGAAUGUUUAAGGAAGAAAGAUCUCGUGUUCCUUGAAUCUGGAGAAGAGAAAGAUUCAAAGAAUUGGUACAUUAGGUAUCUGGAUUUCAUAUACACCAGACCUGGUGCUUCUAGAGGACGGAGAUUGAUUCAGAGCUUUGGAGAAGCUCCUGCCCCGUCCCCUGCACUGCCAUCACCUGCUCCAGCUCCUUCAAUACCUGUAGUUCCCAAACCGCAGCUAAGUACUAGCCCCCCAUCACCUCCAUUCUUCCCACCAGAUUCUAGCAAUUCAAACUUACAUCGUACUCCCAGUGCAAAGCCUUCUUUAGGCCCAAGUUCUUCUUCUGAUGUACAGGCAAAUAAGCAACAUGGUACCAGCAAAACAGUUGUCAUAGCUGUUGCUGUGACUGCAGCAGCAACAUUUGUUAUUUCUGCAGUGCUCUUUUUAUGCUGUCGUAGAUUUUGCAGGAGAGGCUCUGGAGUUGGAAAAAAUGAUGAGAGGCCUCUUCUCAAUUUAAGCUUAAGUGACUACUCCGUCGCCUCUCCAAACAAGUCAUUCACUUUAAGUUCUUCAAUAAAUAAUGAGAAGCCUUCUAAUCAGUCAUUCUACAACUCAAAUCAUAAGAUGACUGGUGAUUUCAACAUGGACUCUCAUUUGCAGACUGAUUCAAAAAUUGAGAUUCCACUUGGAACUGCUGCCGGAGGUGGAAUUACAUUAGCUGAGAAUUCUUCGCAGAUACUUGGGAGAUCAGAACCAACUGGUUUACCUCCCCUGAAGCCUCCCCCUGGUAGGGCAAAUUCUCUUGGACUUCCUACUGGUCCUGGUAAAGCACCUCCUCCCCCUCCUGCACCAUCAGCUCCGCCGCCUCCACCUCUAAGACCUGGUGGCCCACGUCCUCCUGCCCCAGCUCCACCUCCUCCACCUACUAUACCUUCUCCUACUAGGAAUGGCCCUCGUCCACCUCCACCACCACCACCAGGUGGUAGUGGGGCACCACCUCGGCCCCCACCCUUAGGUCUAAAGCCUACUCGUCCACCUCUUGGAUCGAGUAAUUUGUCAACUUCUGCCAAUGUUGAAGAUGCUGAUGCUCCUAAAGCUAAGCUGAAGCCUUUCUUCUGGGAUAAGGUUCUGGCUAACCCUGACCAUUCUAUGGUCUGGCACCAAAUCAAAUCGGGAUCAUUCCAGUUUAAUGAAGAGAUGAUAGAGUCUUUAUUUGGUUAUGCUCCUGCUGAAAGAAACAGGAAUCAGCGCAAGGAGUCUGCAGCCCAAGAUGCUGCAAACCAAUAUAUCCAAAUUAUUGAUCCCAAAAAAUCUCAGAACCUUUCAAUCCUUCUUAAAGCAUUAAAUGUGACAACAGAAGAAGUUUGUGAUGCACUUCAAGAAGGAAAUGAACUUCCUUCUGAACUCAUUCAAACAUUGCUAAAGAUGGCACCGACAACUGAUGAAGAACUGAAGUUGAGAUUAUAUAGUGGUGACCUUUCUCGUCUUGGGCCUGCUGAGCGCUUCCUUAAAGUUUUGGUGGAUAUACCAUGUGCUUUUAAAAGAUUAGAAUCAUUACUGUUUAUGUGUAUUCUUCAAGAGGAGGCAUCUCUGGUAAAAGAGUCCUUUGCAACCUUGGAGGCUGCUUGCACGGAACUCCGGAAAAGUAGAUUGUUUCUUAAGCUCCUUGAGGCUGUUCUUAAGACUGGAAAUCGCAUGAAUGAUGGCACAUUUCGUGGUGGUGCACAGGCAUUCAGACUCGACACACUUUUGAAAUUGUCAGAUGUGAAAGGAAUUGAUGGGAAAACUACACUUUUGCACUUUGUUGUUCAGGAGAUAAUUCGUUCAGAAGGUGUACGAGCUGCCCGUGCAGCUAGAGAGAUGCGGAGCAUGUCCAGCAUUAAGUCUGAUGAUCUAAUUGAGGUUUCUUCACAUGAUACAGAAGAGCAGUUUCGAAGUAUGGGUUUGCAGGUGGUGGCAAAUUUAGGAAAUGAACUUGAAAAUGUCAAAAGAGCUGCAAUUCUGGAUGCUGAUAGCUUAACUGGAACAGUUGCUAAACUUGGUCACGCUCUAAUUAAAGCCCGAGAUUUCUUAAAUGCAGAAAUGAAGAACGUGGAUGAAGAAAAUGGGUUUCGUCAAACACUGGAAAGCUUUGUGCAGAAUGCUGAGGUCGACAUCAUGUGGUUGCUUGAGGAAGAGAAGAGAAUCAUGGCUUUAGUAAAGAGCACUGGAGAUUACUUUCAUGGAAAUGCCGGGAAGGAUGAGGGUUUGAGAUUAUUUGUUAUAGUAAGAGACUUCCUGAUAAUAUUGGACAAGGUGUGCAAAGAGGUCAAAAGUGCCCCAAAAAACCUGAAUAAACCUCGGAGAAGCGAAGAUGCUACAAGUGCAUCUUCAGACCCACGGCAAAAUUCUGUCCCUGAUCCUCGUCAACGGCUCUUUCCUGCUAUAGCAGAGAGGCGGAUGGAUAGUUCUAGUUCAGAUGAUGAAACGUCGUAGUGUGGAGAUAGGAGACCAAGAGAAUGAUGCAAUGCUGAUUCUUUUAUCAAACCACCUUCUGUAAAUGAUGAUGCCAAAGUUUGGUUGAAAGGUGUUUGAACUCAUGGCAAUAUGCUUUUUGUGCACCCAGCAGUUUGCAGCGCAGUAGAUGCCUGACAGAAAUUUGAAGCUAACGGAGGAAUGUUUGCUAACGCUAGUGUUGUAUGGAAGGAGUAGCUGAUGUAUAUGUCUGUAGUAGUGAAUCACUAGUUAGGAAGUUAAAUUUCUUAGCUUGUCAUUCUUGAUCAAUUUUGACAUAACAAUUUGUUCAAUUUUGUUGUCCUGUUUAGAAGAGUUGGUAUUGGACAAUUAGAUUUUGUAUAUCUUACUCAGACAUUGCUCAUGUAACUUCUUUACUGAUACUUAGAGAACUUGUAGUUGAGAUCA